Penicillium samsonianum is the source of this 2856-nucleotide messenger RNA. RefSeq names its product CheY-like superfamily. The transcript has a single exon. Gene Ontology annotation, molecular function: histidine phosphotransfer kinase activity; phosphorelay sensor kinase activity. NCBI's taxonomy places the organism in Eukaryota, Fungi, Ascomycota, Eurotiomycetes, Eurotiales, Aspergillaceae. Bases 1 to 2856 code for a protein of 951 amino acids. The record is from RefSeq and is a predicted model, not a curated record. Gene Ontology annotation, biological process: protein autophosphorylation; phosphorelay signal transduction system.
AUGCCCGACACACCCGAGCCGGAUGUCUCUCAUGCUGUCCAGCCCUGUCCCACCAUGCCGUUCCCCUCCUGCAAGUCUGAGUGCAUGACCGGUGACGGACUAAACGCCGUUCAUGACGAGGGAGACGUGCAACGCGACUUGGGAACAUGGAAUGAUGGUGCUCAGACCACUGCCAUUGAACAUUUGGUCAACCUGAAACAGGGUUUGCGGGCAUCCGAUACCGAGCUGUUCUGGAAACGGCUUAUGGAGGACAUGACAUCUAUGACCAAAGCUCAGUAUGGGUUUGUUGCCCGGAGGGUGCACGGGAGUGAGGCCAUGCCAGAACUAGGCGGGCGGCGCCCGUCGCUUUUUGGUGCAGCUUUCUACUAUAACGAUGGUUACCAGACCGUUGGUUUGCAGCGAAACAGGUAUUUCGCGGGCGGGAACCCCUUACUGCAUAUGGACCAUGAACGGCCUUGUUUGAUCCCCGAGAAUCUCAGCUCACUUGUAUCGUUCGGCGAUGAUCAAUUACCGUUCGCCGCCGAUGGUUAUUUGGCGAUUCCCCUCUUUUCGGCUGGAAAGUGCCUGGCGCACCUCGGGUUGAUGUGGUCGAAAGAUGGUCUUCGGCAUAGAAACCUGUCCUGGUCCUUCCUGGAGAUGAUUCUCCACUCACUCGAAGACCUGAUUGUACAACGACUAGGCCCAGGGGAGCAAAUUCUAGAUGAAGGCUUAGAUUCUCCAACGGCAAAUACCUCAGAUUUCCACAACCCCCAGACUGCCGCCUUCCAUGAAGCCGCUGAUUUCAACUCUCACCCCCUCAAACCCUACGCCCGAAGCUUAUCCCAUGAGCUGAGGACCCCGAUGCAGGGCGUGGUAGGCAUGCUUGAUGUCAUGCACGCUACAGUCCGCGAGGCGAUGGAGAGUAAAACUCCUGUCAAAUCGGGCGGCAUUUUUCAAUCUCUCAAGGAGGGGAUCGAGAUGGUUCAAGAUAGCGCGAGACGUGCUGUUGAAGCGGCUGACAAUGUCGUUCAUGCAUACGAGCUCAACAUGCAAAUCCCCAAAACCCCACUCCGGGAGGAGCCCGAGAUACUAGGCGGUCUCGCAGUCCCACCUACUAUACCCGAAACCCGCCCGAGCAUCUUUAUCGAAGGAAAUAAUAUUGCUGUAAACCCGUACAAACGGCGGCGGAGCCUACCAUCAGAAAUGAAUAACCGACCAGUACGCAAGCAAAGACUCCGUGCGGCUUCGUCGCGGCAAGAGCUUUCGCCUCGCAGCGAAGAAGUUAAGAAUGCUGUUCACGAAAGCGACCAGAUCGUACAUGCUAUCCCAGCUCGCCAGUUCGAAGCUGUAAUGGCUAACAUGGUCGAUCCACGCCCGUCUCUCGCAGUUCGGCGAUCCGCACCUCACUUACUCCUUGAGGGGAUCAACGUGAACCUGAGAGGUUCUGCUUUGCGUUUUACCAAACUGCGAGAUCUUCUCCGCUUGGUAAUCAAUGAGUCUCUUCACGUUGGUGGCCGACCGGAUUCUGCUGUUAGCAAUGCAACCGAGUUUGGUGAAAGAAUUGAGAUUCGGUCGCGGUCCUCGAAUGGUGAAUUGUUCACCCAGGUUGUGGACUGGUCUGUAGACCCUUCAUUACCGGACACCCUUCUUGCCGAUGACCGCGAUCUGGCCAAAUUAAUCUCAUGCGUCUUUCUCAACGCGAUUAAAUUUACCAACAACGGCACCAUUACUGUUUGCGCAACUAUUGAGCCCAAAAGGAAUGAUGUUCUUAUUCUUGUCCGUGAUACCGGCCCGGGAAUCCCCGCUGCGUUCCUACCCAAUCUUUUCAAGCCAUUUGCUCGUGAGGAUGCAUCGACCACAAGAAGCAAAGAUGGCCUGGGCCUCGGUCUGCUUGUGGCCAAGGGCCUUUCACGCAAAAUGGGCGGUGACUUGACAUGUGUGCGUUCGUCGACGUCUGGUCCUACGCGCGGUACAGAAUUUCGAAUUCGAAUCCCCGUAAAUCAACGUGAAGCUGAACUCCGCCCUGCAACUCCCAGUGAGAGUGUUUCGACGCCAUCUACCUCUACCACCGACCAAACACGACAGGGUAGUGUCAGUAGCCUUUUGUCUGACCCCUGUUCCUUUAACUCCCCAUUUAUCCUCCCCCAAAACUGCCAGCUGCAACAGCCGACACCGUGUACCACCGACGAGAAUAUGUCUCAAAGCCCAACACCCCUGCGACCCUCAACACAAACCCGUUUGCAUCGAACACAUAUUUCCGGCGAUGCAUAUGACAAGAAGCUUGGGGAGAAAUAUCCGCUGCGGUUUCUCGUUGCCGAAGACAAUCGAAUCAACCGGCGCGUACUGGUGAACAUGCUACGCAAACUUGGCUACCGCGACGUACUCGAAGCGGCCGAUGGCAAAGAAGCCGUCCAGAUCGUUCAAGGCAUUCUCUCCGCAUCAAAGCCCUCCACUGCCCUUGGCAUUGGUCUCGAUCCAGCAAACGCAAUGCAAGGCGUCAUCAAUACGCCACCUCCGGCUACACAAAUAAAACCGAUCGAUGUUGUCUUGAUGGAUCUUUGGAUGCCUGAAAUGGACGGAUAUGAAGCCACCUCACGAAUUCUCCAGAUGGUCGACAACCACCGGGACCAACAUGCUGCUUUUCAGCAACCGAACCCCAACAGCCCUGACUCCAUGGAAAUGGAUCCAAUCCCCAACUCCUUUUGUGCGCCACCACCUCCCACAGUUCUUGCCGUGAGUGCCGAUGUUAGCGAUGAGGCAUUGAAUCGCGCCUCCAGAGUGGGAAUCAAAGGCUAUAUGACGAAACCAUACAAACUCUCUGACCUCGAACGGUUGAUUCUCGAAUUCUGCGGUGGUACUGGCAACCCCGUUGUCUAA